Messenger RNA from Urocitellus parryii (Arctic ground squirrel), 4276 nucleotides. NCBI's taxonomy places the organism in Eukaryota, Metazoa, Chordata, Mammalia, Rodentia, Sciuridae. The record is from RefSeq and is a predicted model, not a curated record.
AUGGAGGGAAGCCUGAAGCAGCUCAGCCUGGGGAGGGAGACUGAGGAGACAAGGGACAGCCAGGCCCUGGCUGAGCUCCAGGAACUGGCCAUGAAAUGGUUCAUGGAGACCCAAGCCCCCUUCAUCCUGCAGAAUGGGGCCCUGCCCCCCUGGUUUCAUGGAUUCAUCACCCGCAACUGUAUGGAUCUGUCCUUGAUCCACAACCAUCAGGUGGACAGUGUGUGGUUGGAGUUGCAGCUAGUAUGCCUGCUGGCACUUCCCAGGUCCUCAGGUUUGGAAACCUCUUCCCAGCUCCCUGAGGAACACUCCCUGGCUCCAAGGCCAAAGGGUGGCCCCAGGUCAGGUUUGCACUGGACAGAUAGCUGGAGCCCCUCUCCUGUACCCAGGCCUGGAGUUCAGACCCCAGGCCAAGGCCAGGAUGCCUCUGGCCAGCAGCCCAGACCACCCGUGUUUGUGUGCAGGGGCAGCGAUCGCUGCCGGCAUUUUGUUAUCAACCAGCUCCGAAACCGUCGCUACCUCAUCUCUGGUGACACCCUCAGCCACAGCACCCUGGCGGAGCUGGUGCGCCAUUACCAGGAAGUGCAGCUUGAGCCCUUUGGGGAGACCUURGCUGCUGCCUGCCCCCGGCCAGAGGACAAUGAUCUGUAUGAUGCUAUCACCCUGGGCCUCCACCAGACCAACCUGGAAAAUCCACCYGCAUCCCCCACAGUGGUCCCCGACAAGGCUGCCAGCCCCUCCCCCUCUGCAAAGCCCCAGGUCUCCUUCCUCCACACAAAGAAGAGCCUGGAUGUGAGUCCCUGGAACCCCUCCAAGGAGGAAAGCACGGAGACCCCCAUCAGGGUACCCCCCCUCCCUGAGAGGAGUACCUCCCUCCUGGACGAGUCUUUUUCAGGCCCCAGUGACAUCAUCUACGCAGACCUGAAGAAGAUGAACCAGGCACGGCCAGGCCUGGGCACAGAAGCAUCCAGCAGGCAUGGGUCAAUUCCAGCUAGCAGCCAGGCCUGCUCCCUAGGCAGGGAGGUUCUGAAGAGACCUUCAGAUGGAGACCAGAAUAGACCUGAUGGCCCAGGGCCUGCCCUCUCUGGGGUGAGCCCCGACCAGGGCUCUACAAUGUCUUCCACGUCCUGGGGGUUUCUYCUGGCCCCCAGUUCUGAGGCCCUGGGAUCUCGGGCUGCUACCUGGAGGCAGGGGUUUCUGAAACAAGGUCCCGAGGCUCAKUCCUGCUCCCAGGGCAGCUCUGCAGAUUCCUAUGAGCUUGUUGGGACAGCAGACCAAGGAGGCAGUCCUUAUGAGCAGAUUCCAGCUUGUUGGAGUGGCCCAGCCAGGCCUCCACAUCUUGGGGCCAGUCCCACAUAUAGCAAACUGUCAAGGCCUGCAGACUGUGGCUAUGAGAAGAUCUUGGGGACCCCAGAGCUCCCAGAGCCUGGGAACACCUAUGAGCAAAUCCCAGCUGCCAAGAGCAAGGAGUCUGGACGAACACACAAGGUGAGCUCUAUGGGUGGGAUGGGAGGCUACCUGAUCUUAGGGAACACCUGGUGAUAGUAAGGGGACCUGAAACUUUUAGGCACUGGCAGGUCAGGACACUUCCAUUGCCCACAAUUUUCUAGCCCUGACAUCCACCUGGUGGAGAURGUACUAAGAAAAGCAGCUGCUUGAUUUGAGUGUUAGAUGGGGCCUUCAAGCCCAUCUAAGARCUUUCUCUGCAGCAGACCAGGCUCUCUGGCCCUCUCUCAGCCACUGCAGGGGCCUUGGAGCUCUGAGAAAUGAAGAAGGGCCCCUUAGCUCUAAUUAUGGUUGAGCCACUCCCAGUUUUGUAACUUUGGGCAAGACAACUUCCCUGGCAACUAAGAUUGCCAGAUUCAGCAUGAUAAAAUAUAGAGCAUAUAAGUAAAUUUGAAUUUCAGAUAAACAAUAAAUAUUUUUUAAAAAAAUGUCUCAAGUAACUGCAAUUAUUCCCUAUUUAUCUGAAUUCAAAUGUAACUGGGCAUUAUAUAUUAUUUGGCAACCCUAUCCAGGCAGGACCUUUGUUUCCUGCUCUGUAAAAUAAUGGGCAGACCCUCUGGUUGUGUCCAGCAGCAGCUGCCCAAGGAUAGUGCUACACAUCCUCUUGCGCUCUGGACACAGCACAGAGAAAGCUCUUGGCGAAUAGGGCUGUUAAUUCUGAGGGUUUCUAAUAAGGAAGAAGAGGAAAACUUGGGGAUCUGGAGAGCAGAGGGAAGCAGUUGGGGUGGGGCUAGCCCAGGGUUCCCAGGGAAGCAAAGGAGGCCUCCUGUGCCCUCAGCUCUGGCUGCACUCUGCCUAUACCUGGCAACAGUGGGAUCACAGAGUCCCUGCCUGUGGGCAUGGCCUCAGACUCAGGCAAUAGAAACCCUAGACACCCUGAGAUCUUAGGUGAAAGGCCUUCAGGGAACCCCUCCAGCAACUCCCUCAGGGUAGGCUGAGCCCACGUCCCCCCACACAACAACCUCUGAGGUYCUGACCCUCCUGGGCCAGUCAGUGGGCAGUCCUUUAAGGACCUCAGAAGCCACAUCCCAUGUCUGCUGGCUGUUGUCCUGUGUYUUCUCCUAAACCAGUGGCCCUGGGUCAACUCUUCCCCGAUUCUGCCUCACGAAUGCAGAGUCAGGGCCCUAGCUGGGGUGCAGAACUUGGGGUUGAGCACUCAGGGAGUAAGCUGAGCUUUAUUUUCCACUUUUUUUUUUUUUUGGUACUCCUUCCUCUUCCCUCUUCUUAACCAGAGGCAGGUGAAUCCUUCUGCCCAAACUGAGUUUCAGGCACUGAGAGAGGCUUGUGGGAGCAAUCAUCAAUAUUCCAAUUUGGCCCCAUUUCCUGGGCUUGGACCGCCAACCCCAGGCCAAUGCUGAUGGGUCUCUAAGCCAGGGUCUUUCCUCCCCUGUUCAGAGACCCCAGGUGCCAGCAUCUUCUCCUUUAUUGCAGCCUGACAAGCUCCGGAGGCUGUUCUUCGCAGACAAGAAGGCUAAAUUCUGAGAAGGGCCUGGAAUCCAGUGGGUUUCCUAGUAUCCAGGCUAUGCCAGGGAUUACUGUGAAGCCCUCAGCUCACCUGCAGGUGGCCYUCGGAUCCUUGGGCCCAACCAGUGCCCCAGAGACACAGACGGGAUGCCUACCUGGGAAGAGGUGGGAGGGACUUUCCAGCCACCUGCAGUUGCUGGCUGUGUCCUGUUUUCCCAGUGCCUCCGGUCCAUGCAGAGGAGGGAAUAAGGCCAGAGAAUGGGUACUGGUCAAAGACAGAGGCCAGCAACCCUAUUUCUUAGUUGAACAUGUAGAGGCCUGGGCUGAUGGAAGGAGCCCACUUGCCAAACAUGUGGCAGGCCCUGGGCCAGGACAGACAUUUUCCUAACAGGCUGAGUGACAUCAUGCAAUUGCUCUUGAGAACAAAACCAGUUCCCCUUCUCAAGGACCUAUCARUAGGAAGGAGGGGAGGGUCAGGAGCCAUAUCCUCUGCUUCUGUUCCCUGGGGACCAGAACAAGAAGCCAGGGAUGUGGCUACAAAGACCUAGCCUCCAGGCCAUGGCUGUGAUCCUGGAGCAGGCCAGGCUCCCAAGAACUGCUCCUUGGCYAUUCCCUGUCCCCUAUUUUGAUCCCAGCCUCACCAUGCAUGCUGGGCAGAUCCUAAGAAGCACCAGUCCAAUCUCUCUGUGCCACAGAUGAAGAAACUAAGGCCUAGACAAGAGUAGGCCAYUUGGCACCACAGAGCUGGUCAGGGCUUGAGCAGAUACUUCUUAGUUAASACAGGGUCCAGCUUGAGGUUAGCCUGAGAUGGACUGCUGGGUGACAUCUAGAAUACCCAGUGGACACCUAGUAGCCAUCCCUGUGUGGCCAGGUCACCUCUUCACCUGCCUUUUGCUUUCAGCCAGUACUGACCUUUUGAGUGGAUCUUAGACUCCACCCAUGAGACCCAGCUACAACCUGGUGGCCCUGUCUCUAAGGAGCCCUCAGAGUCUUGUCUAGACACCAGGUCUGGACAUAGGGCACUCAGGUCUCCUGCUCUGUCAUUCCCUCAGGCCCGGCUAGCUGUUCCUGAGAUCCUUCCUGUUUUGUCCUACAUCCUUCCUCACCCAUGUGUCCCUACCUCUAUAAGGGUGAGCACCUGGCUAGCUGUCCCCCUCCGCACUGCCUCCAGAGGAGACAGAGACCAGAAUUAACCAUCUCCAGAUGGAAGAUCAUAGGGGCCCCUCCUCUCCACCCCAGACCCUGGGCAGACUUGGCUCAGUGCACAUUUGUAGGGAAGAUCUAUCCUUAGGGGCACUUGGCUAUGCAA